GAGCCAUUUUGUUGUGUGUUGUUGAUUUGAUUUUCGAAAUGUUUUUCCUCGAAAAUUAUGUUAUCGCAGCCUAAAAUUCGUUUAGUUUCGAGUUUCGCUCGUUGUUUUCUACCAGUUUCGCCUAUUUAACAAAGAAAUCGCCUCACAAAUGACUCUGGAAGACCCAUUCUUUGUUGUCAAAGAUGAAGUAUUCAGAGCUCUAAAAAAAACCCGAGGUCUCUACCGUCGCUGGUCCGAAUUCCAAAACGAAUCCGAACUGAUAACGAAAGACGAAAUCGAAUGGACCAACACUGAACUGAAAAACUCAUUACGCAGCAUCGAGUGGGACCUCGAAGACUUGGAAGACACCAUCGACAUCGUCGAAAAAAACCCGUCAAAAUUCAAAAUCGACAACCGCGAAUUGACCAAGCGAAAGCACUUCAUCGAAUCCACAAAAAAUGAAAUCCAAUCGAUGAAAGAUAGAAUUAGUACGAGCAAAGGCAAGGAUAAAGACAGACGGCCACUUUUGGACAGCGGCAGCCCUGUAAGACUUACAAACAUGCACAGUGGGACAAAAUAUUCGAAGUUGGAAAAUGAAAUUGAAAGCCCGCAAUUUUUGCAAAGGCAACAAAUGUAUGAGGUGCAAAACCAGGAUGAGCAACUUGAGGCUAUUGCUGGAAGUUUGGGGAAUUUGAAAACUGUAUCCAGACAUAUUGGGAUUGAGUUGGAUGAACAACAAGGUAUGUUGGAUGAGUUUGGCACAGAGCUGGAAAAUACCGAUUCUAAACUGGAUACCACCAUGAAAAAGAUGGCAAAAGUUUUAAGAAUGUCAAAUGAAAAGCGGCAAUGGACUGCCAUUAUAAUCUUAGUUAUAGUACUUAUUAUUGUGAUAUUUUUAUUUUUCGUACUGUGAUUUUAAUUCAAUUAUGUACAAAUUUUGUUUGUUUGUUUUGGCACACCAAAUACAUAAGUACAGAGGCCAAUAUGGAAAUAUUAAGACAAUAUUUUGUCAGUUAUUUAUUUGAAAAGUGCCAUAUAUAAUCCUAGUAAACACAAGUUUUUUUCAAGUCACAAUAAGGUAAACAUAAAUAUAACACUUGUUCAAGUAAAUGCAUAAACUUGACAUGAAACUAAUGCUGGUAAAAAAAAAUUAUAUAAACUUUACAUAAAUGUGUUUACUGGGAUGCUUUUAGAUUAUUAUUUACUGAUGAUGAAAAAACAACAUUUUAGCUGAACAUGUUUUUUAUACAGUAGAAAGUUUAGACUUUUAAUAGAAAGAAACUUGUUAUAUGUAUGUAUUUACUUAUGUAAAUGAUAGGCAAUAUUGAUAUUUUCUCUGUUUUAUUGAAAAUAGUUGUAAUAAUUGUUUUUUCUCUUUAGUUUUGUGGUACCCACCCACAAUAUCAACAUUAACUUAAGCCCAAUGUUCUUGUCCCUCUUUUUAAAUUCUUUUACAUAUAUUGAAUAUUUAUUAACUAUUUUUGUUUUAAAUUUUAUUAAUUAUUUGUGUAAUAUAAUAAUAAUAUUUAUUGAUUUUUUUAA
This is a messenger RNA of Ceutorhynchus assimilis (cabbage seed weevil), 1521 nucleotides long. NCBI's taxonomy places the organism in Eukaryota, Metazoa, Arthropoda, Insecta, Coleoptera, Curculionidae. The record is from the annotation of a GenBank genome assembly.